Molecule: messenger RNA, 207 nt
Organism: Clunio marinus
Lineage: Eukaryota; Metazoa; Arthropoda; Insecta; Diptera; Chironomidae
Source: the annotation of a GenBank genome assembly
AUGAAACUAAUUCAGGAUCAUUUGUUAGCUUCUGAUUUAUUGAUAGCUGUUUUACCGUCAAAGGAUUUUAGGCAACAUCUGGAGGGUAAAAUUAGCCCGGAAGUUGUUCAAAGAUAUUUUAAGAGAAUAAAUUUAAUUUUAUUGGAAAAGUCGCUGACUUUGACAUCUGAAUUUUGUGAGUUAUUGAAGAAUUUAGUUGAGUCUUAA